Chroicocephalus ridibundus (black-headed gull) is the source of this 17305-nucleotide messenger RNA. It is a transcript of the gene TRIM55, whose product is annotated as tripartite motif containing 55. Gene Ontology annotation, molecular function: zinc ion binding; ubiquitin protein ligase activity. The record is from RefSeq and is a predicted model, not a curated record. Gene Ontology annotation, biological process: protein ubiquitination. The transcript has 11 exons. The coding region runs from base 8 to 1939 and encodes 643 amino acids. Gene Ontology annotation, cellular component: cytoplasm. NCBI's taxonomy places the organism in Eukaryota, Metazoa, Chordata, Aves, Charadriiformes, Laridae.
CGGCAGGAUGGCAUCUCGUGACGCUGCGCUGCUAAAAACAGCCCCGGCUCUCUUCAGCCCCUCGUUUAAACAAUGUCCUCCGGCCAGAGCAACCCAGAGAGCCCCUGAUCGCCGCACAGCCUUGGACUUAUUUCAAGGGAAAUUAACCCGGAAACCCCCUCCGCGAGGCCCUGAUCCUGAGCGUAUGCCCCUGGAAAAGCUAGGGAUGAGCACCUCCCUGAGCUACAAGUCCUUCUCCAAAGAGCAGCAAACCAUGGAUAACCUGGAGAAACAGCUGAUUUGCCCCAUCUGCCUGGAGAUGUUCACCAAGCCCGUGGUCAUCCUCCCCUGCCAGCACAACCUCUGUCGGAAAUGCGCCAGCGAUAUUUUCCAGGCCUCCAACCCCUACCUGCCGACCAGGGGAGGCACAACCGUGGCAUCGGGGGGCCGCUUUCGCUGUCCCUCCUGCAGGCACGAAGUGGUCCUCGACCGGCACGGCGUCUACGGGCUGCAGAGGAAUCUGCUGGUGGAGAACAUCAUCGACAUCUACAAGCAGGAGUCCACAAGACCCGAAAGGAAGUGCGACCAGCCCAUGUGCGAAGAGCACGAAGAUGAGAGAAUUAAUAUCUAUUGUUUGAACUGUGAAAUGCCCACCUGCUCCUUGUGCAAAGUCUUUGGUGCCCACAAAGACUGUCAAGUUGCUCCUCUCACAAACGUUUACCAGCGACAGAAGUCCGAGCUGAGUGAUGGCAUUGCAGUCCUGGUGGGGAGCAAUGACAGAGUGCAAGGGAUAGUCACACAGCUGGAGGAGACCUGCAAGACGGUUGAGGAAUGCUGCAGACGACAGAAAGAGCAGCUAUGUGAAAAAUUUGAUUAUCUCUAUUCUGUACUGGAAGAAAGAAAAAAUGAGAUGACACAAAUAAUCACUAGAACCCAAGAGGAGAAACUGGAACACGUCCGCUCCCUGAUGAAGAAGUACGCGGAUCAUUUGGAAGCUGUGUCGAAGCUGGUUGAAUCGGGAAUCCAGUUCAUGGAAGAACCAGAAAUGGCUGUGUUUUUGCAGAAUGCCAAAACAUUGCUACAAAAAAUUACUGAAGCAUCUAAAGGAUUUCAAAUGGAAAAAAUAGAGGAUGGGUAUGAAAAUAUGAACCAAUUCACAGUGAACCUCAGUAGAGAAGAAAAGAUAAUACGAGAAAUUGAUUUCGACAGAGAGGAGGAGGGAGAAGAGGAAGAGGACGAGACGGUGGAUGGUGAAGAUUUGGAUGAAGUCCACACUGAGUCAUCAGGAGAGGAGGAGGAGGAAGAGGUGGAGGAGGAAGGGGCUGAGAGAGCAUCACAGCCACCUCAGCAGGACCCUGAACCGCAGAACGCAGCAGGAGAGUCCCCGGCCGAACCUGCUCCAGUGCCACAGCCCACCACCCCGGCUGGUCAGGAUGAGGUUGUGACACCAAGUGGUUCUCAACAGACCCCAGAGUCUGAGACUCAAGUGACGGCCACAGCAGAAACCAUCGAUCCCUUGUUUUACCCUAGCUGGUAUAAGGCUCAGUCACGACAAUCAAGCAGUCCAAGCUCAACCCCGGUGAGUGGGUUGGGAAAAGUAGGGCCUCCUGUUUCUCUGGAAACAAGUGCAAAGAAGGCAGAAGCCCCGGCAGCAGAAGUGAUGGAGGCGAGUGCACCGGGGAGUGGUAAGGAAAGCAAUGCCACCGCAGCGACGUCCAAGGAGUUAGCAUUCUGCAUAUCAAUUUUGGCAUUUCUUAUCAUACUACAUCAUCUUUGGAAACUGAUUCAAUACAUGAUUUGUACUUUCAUGGUUGCUGUUCAGGUGACCAGCAGGAUGGAGAACCUGUGGGUUGACAGGACAUGUGAAGAGCUUGUUCAGUCCAACAAAUGGGGGAGGAAGAUCUGGAGAGCAAUGGUUGUCAUCAGAGGGGUAAACAUCAUGAAGAAAAAAAUCCACUGAAUAACACUGCUGCCAGGAUUCCCGCUGUGAGCAAACCAACGGUGCUCCCUCAGGGACCUCUGGGGAGCAGGGCUUGAGCCAUAUCCCUGAGGGAAGACCACCAUGGAGAGAGUACCCUCACACUCCAGGACACACAGCCCACCCCACAUGGUGGGGACUCCUCUUCAGGUCCUUUUUCCACCCAAAGGCAUCCGAAGCCACCCCUCCCACAUUCCCAGUGAGUGUGGAAUACCAAACAUGGCCCUAAAAUACACCCCCACGUGGCUGAGGGGGGGGAUCCCAACCCUUUAGACACUCAACGCUCUGUGUGUGCUUUUAAAUAUCCUUGCUAAAAAAAUGCUUUUCUGUAGGAAAAGGCUUUUUUUCCUUAGGUCCCACUAGUUAAGAGCUGAAAUAUCUACAAGAUCAAGGACUAAGAACUUCACUACCCAGUGAAGUUGUCCUGAAUGCAAAUAUUGUAAAUUAAACCUUAACUAUUCCAUAACAUCUCUUGUGGAGUAGCUCCUUUUUGGUAGGCACUGUCCGUGAUUUAGCUCUUCCAGCUCCAAAUUCCCACUCGCGUUAGGUAAGACAUAUGUGUAUACUCAAUUUCGAAAGGGAUAUGGGUUAUCUGCAGAGAAUUCUGUGUUUCCACUGAGAUGUUUAAUCUUAUUUACUGGAGACCGAAGGCCUCUGAUGUGAAACAACUGUAGUUACCUUUGGGUAUUUGCUCUUAUUACAGGAGAAUUCAAUUUUGGUCUAUUCUUUGAGACAAAAAUGCUUGGUUUUCCCAGCUCACUUUUUGUACUGCACUCUAAGCACUGUACAACAUGAUAUGGUGCAUCUAUGAAAAAUGGUAAAUUAUUAUUCAGCUUUUGUGUCCAAAAAUUCCAGCACUAUGACUGAAGUAUAUCUCUCCAUAUAAAAAAGCAGCUGUCACCUACUCUUUAGCUGCACAAGUUAUGCAAAAAAGAUGCACUGUCUGGUGGUAAUUUGAAUUUGAAAAGCAUCGGACAUUGUGAAUCUCAAUUAAAUUUAUGGAUCAUAGUUUAAUUUUCAUUUAUUUGUGUUUGGUUUUGAAAAUUCGUUGUAUUAUUACCAGAGGACAUAGAGCUUGUUUGUACUCCUGGGAAAUCAGGCAUGCGAAGUGCAUUAUGCCCUUCCCCCCCACCCCCCUACCCCCCCUUUCUUUAUUAAUUCAAAAUACCUUUUGAAAUUAAAAAUAGAGAAAUGCAGAAAGCUCUCAUUUCUACCACUUGAGACCUCUUUCUGUGCAGUCUCCAGUGACAGCUUUAUGAUUUAUUUAAUCAUGAAGUAGAAAGGAGGUGAGGGAGAAAGGCAUUUUGGUCUCAGCCUCUAUUUGCAUAAAAACUAUUUUCUUCUCCAUGUGUAGUGAGGUGGCCGUUUAGACAGUUUACGUGUCUUUAUCUUUCAUGUGAGAUAUCAGGUCACCGCCCCUUUUUCUUUUUGUGUCAUAAGCCCCUGAAAGCCAAAUAACAAAAUUACUGGAAAUAACUGUGAUAAUAAUUUAUAAUAAUAUAGAUCUGCUUGACUGUCAUCAUAAAAGCAGCAUAUAAUUUAUUUUCAGGCUAUUUUAAUAGAAUGCACUGAUAGGGAUUUCCUUCUUUUUGAGCAGCAAAAAGAGGUCAGUUCCACCUGUUAAUCCCCCAAAUUUACUUUAUUUAAGGGCUGCUGCACUCUAAGAAAUUGUGUUGAUGCAUCAAGAAAUUUCCUCCAGAGUGCAGGAGGGUGUAUCAGCAGGGAUACGGCAACAGUAGGUGCAGCCCACGGGUGUACAGAUUGCUUGGUCUGAGAAGGGACAGAAGGAGAUGAUUCAGCAUGAAGAAAAUAGCUAACUCCCCGCUAGAGAGCCACAUCCCGCUUCAGGGAGUGCCUAAGUCAGAAGUAUAGUCACUGCAGGCUGCUCCUGCGUCUGACGGAGGACAAGAGGCAUCUCCAGUGAGAGACAGUUCACCAGCUGCUGCUGGUUCUCACUUGGCUCAUCUUCACAUCUGCCCGCUGAGUGUAAGGUGUCAUCGCUCUAAAACCAGGUGCCUCUGCUCAGGGUUGAAAGUUGGGGGAGUGUUUUGAAUUUAAUCUGAGCCUCUGCAGAUGACAACCGGGCGGGAACGAUUAAAACACCGGGAGUGAAUGAUUAAAACACAGGGAGUGGGAAUAGCAUCAAUGAGCUGCCUAGCCACCAUGGGGAGUAAUGUAUUAGUGGAAGGUGACAUAGACAUUAACAAGCAGCCCUUUCCAGUGCAAGGGAGAAAGAGAUCUUGGAGUCCAAACCAAGCACUUAGAGAGCUUAGAGACAGACUGUGUGAUGAGCUACAGAAGGAGGUGAAGCAAGCCUUCACCAAGUCUUAUGUUGUCUUCUGGUGUUCAGUCUCAGAAGGCAGGCUCAUUGAGCUAGAAAGAAGAAUAUGUAUUUUGUGCAUUAGACUUCAGAAACUCAUUCACUCGUUUGGCAUUUCAGGACUCAGGCAUGUGGUUUUGUACUCUUUAUAUCUGGAGGAUGCUACCAAGGCAUAUAGGUGUGGAGCUUCAGGCAUAUGAAGAAUGAUGUGUGUGUGUUUUGUAAAUGCUCAUGACAUCUACCUGUCAGACUGUCACACCUGAAGGGGUAUACGGCCCUUCAGGCUCUUGGAAAUAUGACUUCUAAAUGUGCAUUGAGUCAUCUUUAGUAGUAUGAUUAGUUUGCAGGAGUGCUGAGCAUCUAUCACUUCUAACAGUGCAAGUGCUCAAUGCUCCCAGCUAACAAGCCCGGUAUUAAGCAACCAAACGUGAAAAGCUGGCCCUGAGUUCUACCCUUCAAUUCCCUUGCGCAGACCUCUGAUAGCUGGAGAAAGCCAUGCACAUCAAGAACAGUAAAACCGCUUUCUGGGAAUGUGUAGUCCUUAAAAACAUCUUCACAUGCAGAACCACUCUAUCCCUUGGUUUGUAAUAGAGAAAUCCCAAAAAUCAACCUGUUAUAAAACGGGUGUUUUAUAACAAAACUUACUUGUGUUGUCACUGGAAGAAGGCAGAUCCCAAAAUACCUUGUAACUGUUCAAAUUAUUUCAGUCGGGUUAAAAUAUAGAGGGCAAUGGAUCCAUAAGGAAGAGUUUGUUUGGGUUUUCCCUAAACAGAUUUUUGUAGGCAACAUCUCUCAUGUGGUAACAUGAGAGUUUAUGAAAGUCUUGUAUUCAUCACCUGGGUCUCUGGUUAUCCAGUUUAUUUCACCUAAGCUGAAGAACUGGACCCUACAUUCUGUUGCUCAAGUUCCCAGUCAAAGUAGAGGCUGUCUGUGGCUCCGAAGGACUCAAGCGCAUACAUUUAGUUUGAAAGGAAAUGCAAGUUAAUCAUCCACAAACAGUAUUCUGAUCUAAUUUCCCUUUGCUGCCAGUAAGUACAGUGCUUUAAUUCCAUGAGGAUAUAAAAUAUAAUCAGGACUGAGCUGUUUGGGAGGAGAAAUACUAAUGGAGUGGCCCAUGUUAAUCUUGUUUCAUUAGUUUUAAAAUUUUCUAUUACUUGCUUGCAACCUUAUGCCAUCUGCCAGAAUUACCGUAGGGAGAGUCCUCUCUGUAUGCACGUACUGUAGUUCUCUUUGCCCUGCUGCUGAAUACUUCAAUUUCAGCUGGUGAUCCUUCAAAUAUUUUUCUAUGACACAGCUUUAAAUCACAUGUCAGAGAGGUCAGUACUUAGCUAAGUUUUAGCCAAUUGGUUGUCAUGUCAAUAUGCAGACAACACAGACAAAAUAAUAUCAUUUAAAACAAAAAUAAACCCAAGAGAGAUCACGUUGUGCUUGCUGCCCAUGUACCUCUGCCUUUCCACCGCUCUAUAAAAGGUAUGGUCCCACAUUUUAGUGCAGCGCUGCUCUGGAAUGAUUGCACUAGCGUGGCGGUGGUACGCAAACAAUAAUUUCCUUCCUCUUCUCCGAACUGGAAACUCAGUCUUGCCAAUCUGCCAGGUGAGGAAGCUAAGUCUCCCUCUUCAAGCCAACUGCCCCAAGAGAGAGGGGUUGCUUGCUCAAGAGAAGGCAGUCUUGCAAGGCCGGAUCUUGUGGGAAGGAUGCUAAGCGAGGGUCUCCCUCCCCUCUGGCCCACCUGACAUGGCCUUCUCACAGUUUGCCCCCAGAGUGGGACAAGAAGUUUGUUAGCGUCAGCAGCGGGCACAUCCCAGGCAGCUCUCUCCCAGGAAGCCAGCCGCUGCUCCGAAGGCUCUCUGCUCCCUGCGACAGCUGUGUUCAGUGCUAAUAAAACAUCCGGGAAUGCAAAGAGCAAAAGUCAACCUGACGUUUACCAUCUAGGUCUGGGUAUGCUUGUACUGUAUCUUUUCUUAGGUAGAAAACUGGAUGGGUUUAUUUCUCUACAGUUAAAAAAUCUACACAUUUGGACUGAAUGAAAAAUGGGUCAUCUGUCCUCCGUGAAGUUGUGCCUUUUGUAGGAGACCCAUGAAUCAGCCCAAAUUAAAUUCUGUUUGAAGCUUCUUCCUAAAUAUCUCUUAAAUUUCACUUGGGGAAAAAAAAAAUAAGUGCUCAGCCUGUAGCUGAAAUACAGGGCAAACACUAAAUGCAAGAAUCUCAGUUAACAGUCCAAAAAUUCUGCUUUUUCUUCUCUGUAAUUUGAUUUAGUUAUAAGUCUCAGUUAUAGUGGCUGGGUCUGAGGCCACUCGGGCUGAUGUUUAGUUGGUGGCAAACUCUGCCUGUAAAUUUCCAUUUUGCAUCUUGACUUUGUGCUUCAGGUGAGACUUUUCUUCCCCUCAGUUUAGCAAAUACAUGCAGAGAAAAUCAGGAAAGUCUUGAUUGUUCCUCUUUAAACACCUCUCUCUCCCUUGCUUCUGAGAAUUAUCUGAGUGAUUCAGAGGCAGCAGUGAUGAGUCGUGAGGGCAAUGUAUUAAGACUGGCUUUCAGACAACAGUUUCCCAUAAUUAAUAUGACUGGCAAAUACUUCACCUGAAGUUUUACCUCAAAUAGUCUGCUCUGUGAUUUGUCUGGUGAGUCAUAGAUGCCAUCUGAUUUAUGUACAUUUCAUUUAUUUCAGUCCAUUACUAGCAAAAGGACCUCCACAAUGACAGCAUGGACGAAAUUAUUUCUCCUGUUCAAAUUAACCCAAAGCCAGGCUCACCUAGGUGUUGUCUUUCUCUCACUAGCUCAUUUAUAUACCGAACCCUACCUCCACUCGACCUCCUCCUCCACGCAUCGCUCGUUCUGCUCAUUGUUAAGGCAUUCAGAAAGGAAAACAGAGUUUAAACAAAAAAUACUUCUUAAUCAUGGACGAACUGUUGCUGGUUUACAUCACAUUACAGUAGGUUUGUGUCACAACAACACAAGCCACCUGUUUGUAAAGUACUCGGUUAGUUGUCAUCCUACUGCCUUGAGACAGUUCAGGCUUUCCUUGUAGCUGUACGCUCGUCUGUGGAAAGCAGUGCUUGUAAUCCUGUAACCUUAGAGAUGGAUCAUCUGAUUGAGAAUCCCAUUGGCAGUAAUUAGUAAACUGGGCCUGUGUUUGGGUAUUGUAUCAUGCCACCCCUAGGGUUUCCUGACUUGCGAGCAGGGGAGGGGCUGGAUCGCAGCACCCUGCAGGAUUCGGUGACCACCUACGUGGUGUUUGAAAUGGGAUUACAGGUUGGGUGGCUGCCUGUACAGCCAAAAUGAAACAGAAAAAAAGGUGAGGGACAUAUCAAAGAACAUGGAAUCGGUCUUAGAUCCCUUCUCAGGUGAUAUAUAUUCUUGACAUCUUUAUAAUAAUCUUCAGGUCAUUAAGUAAGAGACCGGUGACUGAUUCAGAAAGCCUGUUAUCCCAGGCUACCAACCAAUGGAGAUAGGUAGGUACCACAAUGUUCAACCCAAGCUACAGGUCUCCAACGUAGAUGUCACACCUUUGACUGAGCAGAGAAUGAGGAUCUCACAGUCCUGGAGACUAAGUGAUCUGAAUUUCUCUCUGUUCUUUUUAAUUUAGAGAGCAUCCUAUAAAAUCUGCCUGAGUCUAUCUUAAGCACCAAAGGUGGUGAUCAAAAUACAGACCCAGUCUUUUAGAGCAUUCCUGGCUCAGCACUUCUGCAGGCAGAAGAAGUGGCUAUUUUUCAUGAUGAAACACUUGCUGUUUGACCUGCUCUAUUACAAAAUGCCUUACUGAGGAAAGGUAGUUUUUUCCUGCAUCAGUGAUGGUGAAGCUUUUCAAUGUCUGGCACCAGAUUUAGUUUUUUAAAAUACAUUCAUUUUUAUAUUUCUGCACAAUUUCAUAAUUUAAUUUUAUAAAAUAAAUUUAUUCCAUUUUUUUUUUAAAUGGACUUGGUGCCUGCCCAGAUGCAGGUCAGUUCCAAGCUUGUCUCUGGUGACAGUUGUCUGUGAUCUGUGCCCUAUACUCCAUAACAACCCAGUCAAUAACUGUGAUUGAAUCCAAGGCUUUAAGAGCAGUAUUUAUCACAGCUUCCUUGGACUUCACCUGGGAACCGUGCGAGAUGGGCAGAAGGAAGCUUGAUUUAAUAUCCUGCUCAUCAGUUGGACGAGUUCUGUGCAAGCAAGACGGCAUUGCUAAUGGGUGAGCAGGGAUUACUAUGUGAGACGUGAUACAACAGACGUCUGUCCAGGAAGUCACGGUGCUGCUCACUGAGCAAUGUAUUAUUGUUGGAGCAAAGUCAUUUCUUGGCUACCAGCUUCAGUUACUGUGGUCAUAGUAAGGAGAAGAUUCAGGCAAAGGAAGACAUAAAAAAAUGAGCACACUAAGGAAAAGGGGCAGCAGCAACAGGUGAUGAGGGAAAAUGGUAAAUGGUUUAACUGUGACCAAGACUUUCUUUUUCUGUUACAUGGUGGCUUUAAAGAAUAGCAACCUGUUGCUUUAGCUGAUGUUACAGUUUUUCUUCCUGCAUCUCCAUCAGUGAGGUUUUGUCUCUCAGAGAAGGUGUGCUGUGUCCACAGCUCACAUAUACUACCUGCUGCAUUUUCACAACGCCCAACUAAGUCAGUCAUUCAGGAUACGAGCAGUGCUCCAACCUCCAAAGCAUGGUAUGUGUCUACACAGCUCGCAGCUAUGCUGGGUCCGUUAUCUGAUCCAGUGAAUGGAGCUCUGACGUGAGUCACAGUCUGAACUGGCACUCUGUCUCAUUCACUGGAUUUACAAAAGUACCGUUUGCAGAGGAAGAAAAAGCUUUAAUUUACAACACUGUAUUACUCAAAGGAAAGACUACAUGACAAACAUGACAUUAAGCCAUUAGUAAGUUUGCUACUUCUCUAUGAAAGCUAAAGUUUCUCUGACGUAGACUAGAUGGGUUACUGCCUCAGAGAAGUUCUUGGAAAGUCCUUACUUCAUGUUUAAAUUGGUGAUCUGAAGUCAUAACUACUUCUCUGAAGAAGCAGAAGUAGGAGGAAGAGAGGAGAACUGGUAGCCGUGUGUAGCUUUCUGGCACUGGUGGCUAGUGUGUACCACUUACCCCGGCAGCCUCUCAGGAUGAUCCUUCCUUUACUAGACAGUUCUCCAUCAGGGCUGGAAGGGAGCAGAAGUGAUAGAUGGAUGAUUGAUCAAGAGGUCUUCAAAAACUUCACUUGAGAGGAAUGAAGAAUGAUGUGUGCAUAGAUUCAGGAAAAACUGUUCUGAUCAUGCAGCCUUGACAUUCAUGUGUUUGUAAGGUUCACCUCGUGGGUUUCCUUCAUUUUCCUGGACAGUGGUGGGACUAGGUUUUAUGCAAAUCUGUAGUUAAUCACUCUCAACAAAAAGUAAUGCCGGUGAGGGGCAGCAGUGGGUGAAAUAUUAAACAAGUAUCUUAUUUCUGGGGGUUUUGUUUGAGUCAUGGAAAAGAUAGGUGACACAAAUAAGGGAAUUGCAUUUCCUUUGUCCCAAGUAACAGGUAGAAGAAAGCUGCUCUCUCACACCGUUCUCCAAAGCUGUUUCCACCACUGGUUCAAGUGUCUGGACCUUUGGAUCCCAUGAGAGACGUGCAGAUCCUAUACCAAAAUAAGCUAGCCGGGCUGGUAUCUUCUGAACUAUAUUUGGUCUCUUUAAGGUCAUUAUGUAAGAGACAUUGCAUUAGACAUUAAGCACAUGAUGUUAAUUGUAAUAUAAAGAGAAUCUGUUGAAGGCAUUUCCAACCAAUGGGCUUUUAAAAUUCAUUACUGACCACUAUUAAGGGAGUAAUGUAUCUAGUACUGUGACUGAUGGAGCUUGUCUGUGCAUAUUAUUUUGUCUGCCACCAUAUGUAUUUCCAUGGCAGGUAAUCGUAGCAAUUAUUUCAGAGAAUAUUCUGUUGGUUACCGCUAAUAAAAAGAAAAGAUCCAUACAAAAUAAGCAGCUUCUUAGCUUGAGACAAUAUUGUUGUGAUAUGUGUGACAGCUGCCAGGUGUUACACUGAAGGAGUUAGACUGCAUAAAAAUAUGAAAACAAAAUGCUUGAACUAAAGUUUAAACUAUUUAAAAAUAACCUGUUGUGCUCCCUUUGUUUCCGCUGCCUGGAAGUAUUGAGUGCCAGAAGUGUAACACUUGACAUUUGAGGCAGACAAACAUAGCCUACAGAUUCUGUGAUGGCUUUGCGACCAGCUAGCAUUUUUUAAUCAUGCCUGUUCUUGUCAACAGCAGGGGUUGUUUCUAAACAAGCCAGCUAAAAUAUGGGAAUUAACUUUAAUUUCUCACUCAUUUUCUGAGGCUACAGAAACCGUAGAAGCAAGAAGCUUGUAUUUUCUCUGCUUCUCUCUCCAAGACCCACAUUUUCUAACAAAUUCCCACUCUUUCAUGCCUGCUGGAUCAAGAAGUGGCAAUGAAGCCAUUGGGUUGUUCACGUGCCUCUAAGGAUGUAGACUUGUUUUUUUCUCAGGCAGCAAAGGUGAUUUAGGAGUGUCUUGCCAAAUGGCCCUGCUUCUUAUUCCUGCCCAGAUGCCACCACUCACAUGGUAUUUGUGCUGAGGCAGCUGUUUGUUGGGCCGUGUUGGAAUCAAAUCAUUCAAAUAGCCCAAGUUAAAAAUACCUUCCCUCACCUCAAAAAACAACAAAAAAUUGAUGUCAUUCCAGUGACAUUCCCAUUCUUAGCACAGCCCUGCAAACAGCUGCAGCAAUGCAAAUGGGCCGUGAACCAUGGAGGCAAAGCGGGAAGAGGUAAAUGGGGAGACAAGGGGCAGGACCUGCUUUCAUUAGCGUUGUUCCUUCAGAAAACUUUCAUAUAGCUGCAUGAAAGGGAUAUUUGUAUUGAACAAUCCCAUCCAUCUGCAUAGUUGUAAGAAAUAAAUAAUUGUUUGUUGUAAGAAACCCCCUAUCCUAGGGCAUACUGACUUCUAAUAAGCUUCAUGCAUUCUUUUCUCACUUAUUUCACUGUAAAUCUAGACCUUUCUCAUUAGUUCAGAUAAAACUGAGACCAUGACUUCACAAGAUGGCAAAUAUAGUUUUGGAGAAUUCAUCAGUAAGUCAGAAAUAACAUACUUGGGUAACACAAAGUGUUCAACUACUACAGAUUGACUAGGUAGAACCAUGUUUGUUCAAAAAAUGUGAGGAGGUCAUUUUUGGUUUGCCAACAAAGGCAUAAUCCAUUUUCCUGUGGCUGGCCUAAAACCAGCAACCAUUUUUGUUUUCUGAUUAAUUAAAAAAAUUGUGAUCAUCUAGUUAUGCUCAGUCCAGAUAAAAUAUGCUGCUGGGUGACCUACAGCCCUGGAGGAAACAAUGAUUUUAGCCCUCAUUUCUCUUACAUCUCACAUCUUGCAAGCUGGUCUGAUAUAACCUCCGAGAGGGCCAUUAUAACAAUAGUUUCUCCAGAUCCUACCUUAUCAGAAGUCAUCAAAAAUAACCAAAAAAAUGCCAAAACAAAAAACAACCUGAAGAAGACUAUGAAGACCCUUCACCUUUCCUCCCCACUCCCUAAAUUUAAGAGGUACUGAUCACGUAAAAAGUGAUAGUGCAGUCAAAGUUCUCAAUUCCUACCAAGCAGUUUUCUGAUAUCCUGAAGUAUUUGGCUGGAAUCUUUCUUGUGUAAUUACUGGAAAGCCAGACCUAGUCUAACCUGAUCACCAAGAGCGUCUCUAGAGUCAGUAGAGAGAAACAGGCACCUCCAGAGGGCAAUCCACCCUAUAGACACUUCUUUUAGGAUGGGAGAAACCACCCUCUGGUGGUGCCUUUCUUUCUUCGCUCCCAUUAGAGGGGAUGAAUACAGUUUGCCUGAGCAGAUGUCUCAUUUCUGGAUGAUUGAAGUUUGGUAACAUGGAUCCCAGUCUUUGGUACUUAAAGGCUAUGAAGAUUAGUGGUGGUGAAGCAGAAGAAAAAAGCAACAGUGUGUAGACUUCUUUGUGUUUCAGAUAUCUAGAAGGCCUAGACUGCCUAUUUUUCUCCAGCAUAUAUAGGAUAACUGCUGGGCCCUAAUUAAUGAAAACAUGACACAGCCAUUCCACUCAUCCCUUUCCUCCCCUCCACGCCCUUUACAAGACCCUUAUACAGAUUUAAGUAGUGCUUUGCUUAAGGAAGCAAAUGCUGAAAGAUGCUGAAUACCUACCUGCAACUUUGAUACAGCUCACCAGGUUAAACUCUGACAUCCUUAUACUGUUUAUCCAUGCAAAUUGUAGCAUGCCAGAUGCUGAGGAGUGCUGAAUAGCUGCUCAGUGGGAGUUGUGGUUGCUCAGCAGCUCCAAAGAAUUGGCAAGUAAACUCCAGCCUGGACUUUGCUUAUGGGAAAAACAAAUCCAACCAUCAGUCAUUUAGGGUGUGCUUCCCUCCCCGCUUCAUGAGCUGGCCUGGUGAAAAUUCCUGGUGCUUAUUGAAAGCAUCAUCUGUUGUCACUCGACACCACUGGGGAAAAUAUAAAUCAAAGUGUAAGUAUUCAGCACUCUCUCAGCAUUGGCCCAAUGUGAUUACUGUAAUCUGAGGUAAACACUUUAGUUAUUCCUUAUUGCUGUUAGGGACCCAAAUCAAGGGUUGGGACUUGUUAUUCUAGGUAAUGUGAAAAAACAAGCCCUACCCAUGAGAUCUCCAAGGCUAAGAUAAAGGUCGGGUAGAAGCUUAACAACGGUUACCUAAUAGCAAUGAACAGACACAAUGAAGGGUUGAAUCUGAACCAUCUGAAAGGCAUGUGCCAAGGGCUCUGCCGUGAUCAGCAGAAAACUUUUCCCUGGCGGCAGAGUGGGGCUGCGGUAACAGGGAGACCAAGGUGAUCCGGAAUGAGAUUGCAAGCUCCUAUAGAGGGGCCGGGUGCCCAAAUCCCAUUGGCGCUGAGGGAACCUACUUCUGCUUUCUACCUUUCUGAAUCACCUCCUGGUUCAAAAAAAGUUGUUUUCUGUAAAAGUCUACAGGUGAAAUCUUUGUCUCAGGCAAUCGCAGCACACUGUGUAACUCUGAGUCGUAUGGGCUGCCAUUGGAAGGGGGGAACGGGCUUAAUAAUGUGGACAGAAUUGCUCCUGGCACCUUUUUAUGGACUCUUGCCUCACAUGAGGACAGCGUCCCUCAGUCACUGUAUGACUUGGAGCACAAAUAUUAAAAAGUCACAGGUGUGAAAACACAAGAGUAAAAGCCGAGGAAUAGGCUCUAUUGUCAGUUCUGCGCUUGCUUCACUCCCGGCUGGGUGUGAUGGCAAAUGAUUGCUCUUGGAAAGGCACAUCGAGGUAUUGCAGACUGGCAGCCUGCUGAGUCCAGCGAGGUGCGGGGAGUAAAUGCUUCAUCCAGCCAAGCCCAGUGGGAAUAUACUGGAGCCCCAACAUUGUUUUGCUGACACAGGAAAAUGUCAUCACAGCAGAAUAUGAAGGAGUUAACACGUUAUGAAAUACAGUUUUGGCAGUGACGCAGACAAAGAUUGUUUUGUUUGAAAAGCAGUACCAGCUGUGUUGGUUAACAGGGUGAUGCAGUCACCUGGCCAGUCUCAGUCAUUACAUUGUGUUAUUUCUUCUAAAAUGUGUAGGUCCAAAUCCUAUGAAACAACCUACUUUAAGCCCAUAGACAGCUCUUUGCUUUGAAGUAAAGCUUACUUUAAUGUAUGUGCCUGGAUAACGGCAGAAGAUUCUGAAGCAGAAAUGCUAAGGGAAGCCUGUCUUGCACAGAAAAAGAAAUGACAAGGUGACAGUGUAGUUUUAGGUAAAAAAGAAUAAAAAUGCAGGGAAUGAUUUUUUUAAACCUCUUGCCAGUCCUGUUCCUUUGCAGAGUGAGGAGAAGUGAGGAGGGCUGUCCCAUGCCUGCUUGCACACACUGCCGAGGGCUUGGUGCACAAAAUUGCACAACCAAUUUCAAAAUGACUUUUAGCUAGUCCAGGCACUCCGGCUGUCCUUCCAAAAAUAAAAGGCAACAUUUUCAACACCACAGAGGACUAAUAAACCACCUACGCUCCUGCAUCUACCGAGACGAAGGGAGCGCAGAAUCCCUUACGACUCAGAAAGUCUAGCCAUUUGUUUACUGCUGAUACCUGACUUUUGUAAUCGGGUUGAGAGGUUUGCGUUCAGCACUUCCCUGGGCUGAGAGGCAGAUCUUCUAUAAUCAGGACUCAAUUAGCUACCUGCCUUUUCAGCUGAAGAUCUGGCCCCGUGGCCCCAGUUCUUUACAACACUUCUGCAUAAGCCUCCGAGACAACCCUUCUCACCAGCAUUGCUGAAAAUGGCCUUUUGUAUUCAAGUAGGCAGCUGUUUCUCCCAGAUUUUUCACCAUGCUUGCGUUCUCAUUAAAGUACCUGAUAAAGUUAGCAAGCAAAAGCUAUAUUCUUCUGCAAGAUCCUUGUCCUUAAAAAUCCUUUCUGAGCCCGGUGUUUUGCAGUGAGUAGCAGCAAGUGCCUUGCUUUGAAAAUACAAAUGUAAGUCAAAUAUUAGUCCACAUUUCAAACAUUAAAGCAGAUUUUCAGAUAGUAUUUCACUGGAAUAAGUAGGGCUAUUCCACUCCAGAGCAACCGAGGAUCUGGGUCUAAAAAUGAGCUAUAAACUCUAAUUAGAUAUAAAUAAAGAAACAGGGAGCUAUUUUUUUCAUACCCCCACACUGUCUUUUCUGUUGGUGUCAUGACACUCAAAAAGGUAGUAACUGGAAUGAAGCCCAGUAGCCAAUUUAUACUUAACAUACCAUUAGUUCUUACUAAUUCCUGUGGUACACUUUAACAUUAAGCACGUACAAAAAUGCUCAGGAAAACCACCCACCCCAUGCUUCAGUUCCUCACAAGCAUCCCUGCUUCAUUGUUUGCUCCUGGAUAUGUCUGUUAGCAUCACUGCUUGGGUAACUUUCCAUUUUAGGACAGUAUUAUAAAUGAUUGAGAUGUGUUAAAACUCAGAGGACGCUGCUCUGUCCCCUCUUUUCCCUCUAUCAAGUGGUAUCUUGACAUCAAAUAGUUCUCCUGAGAUCAUGCUGAAGUUCCCAACAUAAGGAGCACAGAGAAGGCUGGCAGUAUUGGCUUUUUUACUUUUAAGAAUGUACGAUAUGUCUAGGAAUAUAGAGGGGGGAAAAAAUCCUGUAUAUUGCACGUUAAAUUGUGAUUUUAAUGAUGAAGACACAAGCUAUCUAAUCGUCCAUUUUUGUAUAUUUUAUCUUUAAUAGGAUUUCUGAUACUAUCACAAAGCUGGUCUUCAUUCUCUGCCAAAGGGAUCUGAAAACACUGGAACUAGUAAAAAUAUUUCUGUGUAUCAUACUGGCCUGUUAAAUAUUCAGCUAAUUUAAAAAAUAAUAAUAAUUCCUGUGAUUAGCAGCUACAGCAUAUCAUGUCCAGAUUCCUGUUUUUAUUGCAAGCGUAGAUACCUGUGCAAACAAAAGCAGAAUUUGGCCUGGGAUAUAAGCAGAAACUUAUAUUUCUCUAUUAUUUAUUUCUUGUUCUUGGUCUGAGUGAAACUGAAGUGAAAUAAACAUUAUAAGACUUUAAAGAAAAAAAAAAAAAAAGGAAAAAAAAAACACAUCCAAGGCAUAUUUCAUGACAGCAGAACAAGUAUCAUUUUGAGUGGCAAUGCACUGACAAUAACUUUUGGCUUUGGUCCACAUCAAUCUGGAGGCCCAGCUACACAAGCCAAGCUGGCUCGGGAUCACUUCUAAACAGGCAGUUAUCACCUUUGGUGCAAUAAUAUUCCCAAGGUCCAAAUCAGGGCUAAGCCCUUUGCACAGGUGCGACACGCUCACCCGGAGUAAUCCUUCCUCUGCUGUUGCCCGUGGCAAAAGUCCCUCCAAUUUCUCUGGCGUUAGAAGUCUGGAUGACCUCCCCAAAUUUUCACCCCCCCUGCCUUUUCCCCUCUUUCCCACUUCAUUCUGCUUUUCUGCAUGUGGUGAAAUCUUAAGGAUUUUAAUGCGAUUCACCUUUUCCUCUUCCAUUUGUCAACCUUCCCUUCCUUUACAGACUGGUUCUGAACCAUCAUCCCCUCAAGGACGAGUGGAGGAAGCUCCCGUGAGCAAUGAGAGGGGUGACGAGCCGGCUCGUCAUGUCUUCUCCUUCUCCUGGUUGAACUCACUGAAUGAAUGAUGACUCACUCCGGCUGGCUUCUGGUGUGCUUCUCCUCAGAGGGACCGCGAGCGCAGGCAGCCUGGGUCUAAUCAACAAAGAAACUGGCCUGGAAAGGGAUAUCCGAGCAGGUUUCAUUCCCAGGAACUUAGUUGACCUCCACGUCGUACCCGGCCCUUGAGAUGACAGUCCUGAGAGGGAUGGAAGCAUGGGGACGAAUUGCUAUACUGUAUUGUAGUCAGAGUGUUUUCCAAUAAUUUCUUGUUUCCAUGGGGGAAAUAGCACCACUUACAGCUGUAGGCUGAGCACCGCUAGUGUUUUGUUACUCACUUUUUGGCACGUUCCUGUGUAGGUGUAAAUGCUUCACCAAUGCUCUUAGCUCAAACGCUGAUAUGAUAUUCACUAGUAGCUUCCUUUGCCAACACAGUGUUUCUCCUCAGUACCUUCCUGCGUCCCCCCUCAUCGAUGCUGGUGACUUCAGUGGCGCUAUCACAGCCCUGGCAGCCCCAAGUCAGGGUUACGUCUAAGCAGCUCCCCACAGUCACUCGUAGUCCCCACGGUACCGGUGCCUCCCCGGCUGCCGAGGCUGGGCAUGGGAGAGGAGAGGGAAGCUGCCACUUCUUGCCCUGCACUUGCUCUCCCUGCUAAGCCACAGCGCUCACAUAAACAGGUUAUUUGUAGGGAAGGUGCCCAGCGACAGGGACGAGGAAGAUGCACAUGCCCAAAGCACUGUCCACCCCCUGCGCGUGGAUGUGGGACACAACUCUGAGCCUGUGGGGCAGGCACUAGAGUGCUGCCCAUGUCUGUCCAGCUGUUAGCUGUGUCUACAUCUUCUCAGUCAUCUGUGCGUGUAGGACAAGGGGCAUGUUCUUGCAUGAAACCAGGAUGCGGUGAGGUGGUCACAGGUAUUCAUUCAAGGUUUCAUUUGAAAGCCCCAUGGCGUUCUGUAGAAAAGGCGAAUGCCAAAUGUCCUGUUCCGCAUGCAUGGCAGAUGUUGAGCCGUCUAAUGAAAUCAAAUUUGUGUCUUAAAAGAAGCUCUACAGGUUGUACUGAA